UUUAAUAGCUAUCCAAACUUACAAAAAUAUAUAUAUAAAAGAGAUUUUACUUGUUUUAAAUUAAACGCGCCAAUUCUUUACAAACGACAGUUUCCGCGAAACCGUUUAGUGUUGACUUCCAUGGUAACCCGGAAAAGACGUCCAGAAACAAGGAAGUGUUCAGACAUCCAGCCGUGUAACAUCUGGCCAGUUCGUUUCUUCGUGCAAACGCAGACAUCACCAAUGGAGGGCCCGUCCAAAGACGAGAGAACAGAGGAAACAUCCAGUAGUGCUGCUACACCUAAAACAUCUGUGGCUGCACAAGUGCCAUUUCUUGACCUGUGUACUGUUCUUGAGAAUAUCCAGAAAGCCAAACAUCGACCAGACAAGGCCAAAAGCUUAAAGGAUUUCAUAGAUUCAUGGAGAAAGUUUCAUGCAGCUCUUCACAAAGAUAACCCCAGCACUACAGAUUCAUUUUACCCAGCCCUGCGUCUUAUUGUGCCUCCUUUUGAAAGGGAGAGAAUGGCCUAUGGUAUUAAAGAAAACAUGUUAGCCAAGCUCUACAUUGAAGUCUUAGGUCUUCCAAAAUCUGGGCCAGAGGCAAACAAACUUCUCAAUUACAGAGCCCCUACUACAUCCAAAGGAGAAUCUGGAGACUUUGCCCUUACUGCUUACUUUGUCCUCAAAAAGAGAUGCACAAGCCAGGGUAAGCUGACUAUCAAAGAGGUCAAUGACUUCUUGGAUUCAGUAGCUAUGAAUAAUGCCAGCAAACAGAAAGACCUUGUGAAGAAAAGCCUUCUACAUUUGAUUACUCAAAGCUCAGCACUAGAACAGAAGUGGCUUAUUCGGAUGAUCCUGAAAGACAUGAAACUUGGGAUUAGCAAGGAGACUGUUCUCCAGGUUUUUCACUCAGAUGCUCCAGAGCUCUAUAAUGUCACUACAGACUUGGACAAGGUGUGCAGACAGCUACACGACCCCUCUGUUUCCUUGAACGAGGUGUCCAUCGGCCUGUUUUCUGCCUUCAAACCCAUGCUUGCGGGUAUCGCAAACAUCCGCCAAGUGGAGAAACAGAUGGGGAACCAGGUUUUCUAUAUUGAGACCAAGCUGGAUGGUGAGCGCAUUCAACUUCAUAAGGAUGGAGAUGUAUACAAGUACUACAGUCGUAACUCAUUCGAAUACACGCAGCAGUUUGGGGCCUCACCACUAGAGGGUUCCAUCACACCGUAUAUCCACAAUAUCUUCAAAUCCCAUGUUGUCAGUUGCAUCUUGGAUGGAGAGAUGAUGGCUUAUAACCCUACCACAGAGACCUUCAUGCAAAAAGGCAGCAAAUUUGAUGUCAAGCGCCUAAUGGAUGACUCUGAUUUACAGCCAUGCUUUUGUGUGUUUGACGUUUUGCUUGUCAAUGACCAGAAGUUUGGAAACGAGCCUCUCAAGAAGCGUUACGACACUCUGCAGACAGUUUUCACACCCGUCAAAGGCCGGAUCCAGCUGGUACAAAACACUGAAGCCAAAACCAGGCAGGAAGUGAUAAAUGCCCUCAAUGAAGCUAUUGACAAUCGCGAAGAAGGCAUCAUGGUCAAAGACCCCAUGUCCAUUUAUAAGCCAGAUAAACGUGGUGAAGGCUGGCUGAAGAUCAAACCUGAAUAUGUUGAUGGCCUGAUGGAUGAAUUGGAUUUGUUAAUAGUGGGGGGCUACUGGGGGAAAGGCAGACGGAGUGGAAUGUUGUCCCACUUUCUCUGUGCUGUUGCAGAAACUCCAUGUCCUGGAGAGAAGCCAACAGUGUUCCAUACACUCUGUCGAAUUGGAUCAGGCUACACCAUGAAGGAGCUCUAUGAGCUUGGCCUGAAACUGGCCAAACACUGGAAAGUUUAUCGCAAGAAUAGCCCUCCGGCUGGCAUUUUGUGUGGAACAGAGAAGCCAGAGGUUUACAUCGAGCCAAGAAACUCUGUGAUCAUUCAAGUCAAAGCAGCAGAGAUUGUUACCAGUGACAUGUACAAAACUAACUGCACUCUGCGCUUCCCCAGAAUCGAGAGGAUCCGAGAGGACAAAGAAUGGAAUGAGUGUAUGACCUUGGAUGAGCUAAAUCAGUUCCGUGAUAAAGCCUCUGGUAAGCUGGCAUCCAGGCACCUUCACCUUCAGGAAGACGACUUGGAGAAGAAGAAACGCAAACUCACAUCCAAGCCCAAAAAGACCAUUGGCAUUGUUGACCACUUCAAAUCUCAAGACCUGUCCGCAGUCACCAAAGAGACCGACAUGUUCGAAGACGUGGAAUUCUGUGUGAUGAGUGGAAGUGGCACGCAUUCCAAAGCCGAUCUUGAGAAGGCUGUGGCCCGUUGCGGAGGCAUCGUAGUCCAGAACCCUGGAAAGGACACAUACUGUGUGAUUGCAGGAGUUGAGAACGUGCGGGUGAAGAACCUCAUCAGUUCAAACCAACAUGACGUAGUAUGGGCUUCCUGGCUCCUGGAAUGUCUGGACAGGAAACAGGUGCUACCAUGGCAACCACGACACAUGAUCCACAUGUCCCCUUCAACAAAGGAACACUUUGCGAAAGAGUAUGAUCACUAUGGAGACAGUUACUACGUCGACACAGAUGAGCAGCAGCUGAGGGAUGUCUUCAGCAGAAUGGGGCCGGAUGAAGUGGAUGCAGUGUCCAUAGCUUCAAUCGAGCAGACGUACGGCUUGGAUGACCUGUCCACUAGUAUGUUCAGACCUUACCGUGCCUACUUUGAUGGAUGUACUGAGAUCGGAAAUCCAGAAACUCUUAGUGUGGAUACGUGUCUGGAUUUUCGGGCUCUGGAAUUUCGCUUUCAUGGGGGCACGGUGGUAGGAGAACUAGAAGAAGGCAUCUCACAUGUAGUCGUGGAGGGUGAAGAGAGAUUACCGGAGAUAAAGACACACAGACGCCUCUUUACUAAGAAGUUUAAAAUCGUUCGAGAAACAUGGGUGACCGAUUCUAUUAAUGCAGGACACAUACUUAAUGACAACGAUUACCUUGUAUAAGGCAGAGAUGACUGCACAAUGUGAAACAUCACUUAAAGACUUCAUUAUCUCGAACAAUCUUCAUCCCAGCUAUUAUUGAUGCUAAAAUGAUGUCAGAUCUGGUUGUCUUUCUGCCUGAACUGUGAACGUUUUUAAUGAAUAGAAAAAUCAUUGUUUAACUAUUGUAUUUUAACUAUAGUUUUAUUUUGUAAACGAUGGCAGAUUUUAAAUGAUGCUAUUUAUUUAGACAGAAAUGUUCUAAUCCACUCAAGUCUAUUUGAACAACACUAGGAUAACAAAAAGAUUUUAUUUUUCCCGGUAGAUUCUUAAAGAAUAAGGACAAAUUAACGUGUUUUAUCUAUAAAAACUAUUGUUGUGAAUAAAGAUCAGGAAGAUGGUAUAAGAAAAUAAUUGUGUUUUGU
Messenger RNA from Hemibagrus wyckioides, 3380 nucleotides. It is a transcript of the gene lig4, whose product is annotated as ligase IV, DNA, ATP-dependent. Bases 121 to 2979 code for a protein of 952 amino acids. The transcript has 2 exons. The record is from RefSeq and is a predicted model, not a curated record. Gene Ontology annotation, biological process: double-strand break repair via nonhomologous end joining; immunoglobulin V(D)J recombination; DNA biosynthetic process. Lineage: Eukaryota; Metazoa; Chordata; Actinopteri; Siluriformes; Bagridae. Gene Ontology annotation, molecular function: ATP binding; DNA ligase (ATP) activity; DNA binding. Gene Ontology annotation, cellular component: DNA ligase IV complex; DNA-dependent protein kinase-DNA ligase 4 complex.